AUGAGGCGGCUCUAUUCCCCGCUUCGGGAUUGCGUUUCCCCCCGCGAUGCCAGUGUCUCACCACGGUCGCGGGUCUUCAUCUACCUCGGUAUAGCAGUGACAUUACUGCUUCUAUCAUAUCAGCUGAUUCUCGACCGAUCACCGAAUAGAGGCAUAAGCUGGACAGCCAUUCAGGAUAUCGUGGCUGGCGAUGACGAACGCUUCGUUCUGGAUGAUAUACCCGCUGAUAAAGAGUUGGUUCUCGCCGCUAUGCAGGCUAGCAAUAUGUCCUGGGUUGAGGAGCAUCUGUCACACUGGAAGGUGAAUAUCUAUCGUGCAGAUGCGAAACACGAAGACGGUGGCUUGACCGUCCCGGUAAAUAAAGGCAAUGAAGCUAUGGUAUAUCUGACCUAUAUUAUCGAUCGUUACUGGUCCCUUCCUGAAGUAUCAGUCUUCCUCCACGGCGGCCGCUACCAAUGGCAUGUCGAUAACCCGCUCUACGACUCCGUCAUCUCCAUCUCCCACCUCAACCUCGCCUUCGUCCAAGAGGCUGGCUAUGUGAAUUUGCGCUGCGCCUGGACCGUCGGCUGUCCCACCGAACUAGAGCCCGCUCGCUAUCUCCGAGAGAGACCAGAAGACCACGGACAUCCCACCGCGGUCGAGUAUCCCGAUCGGUUUAUGGAGUUGUUUCCGCGCGCUGAAGUCCCAGAGAUUGUUGGGACACCGUGUUGUAGUCAGUUUGCUUUGUCCAAGAAGAAGAUUCACGAGCAGAGUCUGGAGCACUAUGUUCGUUUGCAGCGGUGGUUGAUGGAGACGAAUUUGGACGCCGGCAUCAGUGGGCGUAUUCUGGAGUAUUCAUGGCAUAUGAUCUUUGGAAAACCGGCUCAGUAUUGUCUCGACCAACGCAAAUGUUAUUGCCAGACAUACGGUUAUUGUAAUAUGACCGACAGCGAAAUCCAGAAGCAGUGGGUAUGGCGCGGUUUACAGCUGCCAAAAGGAUGGCCAGGACAGAACCAAACCGCGGAAUAG
Penicillium roqueforti is the source of this 1008-nucleotide messenger RNA. RefSeq names its product DUF3431 domain-containing protein. The transcript is spliced from 3 exons. Lineage: Eukaryota; Fungi; Ascomycota; Eurotiomycetes; Eurotiales; Aspergillaceae. The coding region runs from base 1 to 1008 and encodes 335 amino acids. The record is from RefSeq and is a predicted model, not a curated record.